GGGAAUUAAUAAACAAAUAUAUGGACAGCUAUGUAGGUACUACAAGUUCACCUACAUGUGCCUCUAGAUAAAGUCGUAAAGGUAGUAAUGGCACAACGAGGAAAACGAAUAAACAAAAACGACAAUGACUUGGCGACUUGCCCGGGGGCAAUUAAAAGGCGCAAAUGUAGAUUGGGCCCAACGGCAACGGGCGCAUCAGCUAGCUCGUCUGCCCUGGGACCGUCCGAGGAGGAGGAAACGAUGGCGUCGUCGAGUCAGGGGCCAACAGCAGGUGGUAAUAAUGGGGGUAGCGGUGGUGCAUCGUGGACACCGAGACCACUGAGUGAUAUCAAAAUAUCGAGUAUAUACAAUCGCUCAGCAGCCGAAGCACCAGCUGAAUUGUUUCGUAAAGAUCUUAUAAGCGCCAUGAAACUGCCAGACAGUGAGCCACUUAGUCCUAAUGAAUACUGGGUUAUUACUGAUCAGUGGAAGCAGGAGUGGGAGAGGGGUGUACAGGUACCAGUUAAUCCGGACUCCUUGCCGGAGCCCAUGGUCACUGUCACCCAGACGUCACCCGUUAAUAAAACCCAUGGUGACUUUAAAUUGCCUAAAAAAUUCAUAAGGAUAUCACGGGACGAUUAUUUCAAUCCUGAAGAACAUCACCUCAGUACAACACCAACUAGGGCUGAGAAGGCGUGCGCUUAUGAUCUCGAUGAUACUGAUAUUGCAUGGCUCGAAGUACUCAACGGCGAGAGAGCUCAGGCUGGUCAACCAUCGAUAACCGAGCCCCAGCUGGAGCGUGUUAUCGAGGAGCUCGAGGUCCGCUGUUGGGAGCGCAUUCAAACAAUAGUUAAGAACGAAGAGGGCCUCGGCAUCGAGUACGAUGAGAAUGUAAUAUGCGACGUAUGCAGAUCACCCGACUCUGAGGAGGGUAAUGAAAUGGUAUUCUGUGACUGUUGCAAUAUCUGCGUGCAUCAAGCAUGCUACGGUAUAACGGCAAUACCCGAGGGCUCAUGGUUGUGCCGUACUUGCUCUCUAAGUCAGCGUCCUGACUGUGUAUUGUGUCCAAAUAAAGGGGGUGCAAUGAAGUGUACACGCAGUGGACAAAAGUGGGCCCACGUAUCCUGUGCACUGUGGAUACCAGAAGUCAGUAUUGGUUGUGUUGAGCGUAUGGAGCCAAUAACUAAAAUAUCCAGUAUACCACAGAGUAGAUGGGCACUAAUAUGCGUAUUGUGUCGUGAACGAGUUGGUGCUUGCAUACAGUGCAGUAUAAAAACUUGUAAAACAGCUUAUCAUGUAACGUGUGCAUUUAAGUACGGUUUGGAGAUGAAGGCUAUCAUUGAGGAUGAAAUGGCUGAUGAUGGAGUCAAAUUGAGAUCUUACUGUCAGAAGCACAGUAGAACAAAUACCAAGGACAAAGUUGGUGUUGGCGGUGGUGGGGGUGAUAAAGCUGGCUCUGAGGAGGAGGAGGGUGAGUCAAGACGACGUAAACGUAAGGACAUGACAUCCGAGGAGAAGAAUCAGGCGAGAGCAGCUAAACUCCAGGAAAUUGAGGCUGAAUUCGAUAAGCACGUCAACCUGAAGGACAUAACAUCCCAACAGUUGGACGUUGAUCCCGAUGGUAUUGUCUACAUCUACAAUUAUUGGAAACUCAAGAGAAGAGCUGGACACAAUAAACCCCUGCUGGCGCCGCGCUGUGGUGAACUCUCAGGCAGUGGUGCACGUGCACAGGGACAGGCCGCUGAUCUCGAGAAAAUGCGCACAUUUGUGCAAUUGCGUCAAGAUCUCGAACGAGUUAGAAAUCUUUGUUAUAUGGUUAAUAGACGGGAGAAAUUAUGCAGGACGUUUUUACGAUUGCGUGAACAAACAUUUCAUAAACAGGUACUCGUACUCUCUGGUCCACAAUUACCACAGGCAGUUGCAGCUGCUGUGGCUGAGGCCAAUCAUGGCCCAUCAAUUUACGAUCGUUUGUACUCACAUCCCGACGGUGAGGAUCAUACUCGUGACUUUGACACUAUUAUCGCUAGGAUAGAGGGUAAAAAGUCACCGACACCGGUGUCCGGUGAUGACAAGAAGAAAUCACAGCCGGAUUUCAAUGGUGCAUCGAAUAAAAAAUUGUAUUUCAAUGGAACAGUCAGGAGAAAAGGCUUGUAUACCAGUGAUUUGUCGUCGUUUAGCAGUAGUGAGACGGACACAGCAAAGCCCACGGUUAAGUCGACGAGUAAGGCGAGUAGUAAGAGUAAAAUGAAAUUGGAAACUGACUCGAGUACGGAGGAAGAGGCCAGUGCUACGACGAUAGCAUUGAAAAAACCCACGAAAACAAUUGGCAGGAGAAAGCAGAAGAAGACGAGUGCACCUGACAGACCGAGAGCGACUGGUGGCAGUGAGAGUGAUAAGCAAGACAGUACAGGCGCAAGGUCCAAGACACUGCAGCACAUGGAGAAGGAGCUUGGCAGUGCUUCGGGUAGCGAUAGUGACGAAUUAUUUCCACUCAAUACGAGUACGAGAGUGGGACCUUCUGCGGCAUCUGCCAUCUACUCAACAGAUUCUGAUUCUCAGGAGCACACGGCUCAGUCGGCGCCGUUCAUCUCCAAGGCGGCAGUUAAGCAAUUUUCAGCUGCUGACAGUGCGAAAAACGCAUUGAAGAACUUUGGAAAGGAGUCGAAGGAUGGCGAGGCGAGUAACAAGGAGAACGUUAAAUCAAAGAAAAAGGAGAAGGAGUAUAUUCCAUCGGCGUUAAUCGUGCCCCAGAGGCAGGCGGCGAAGAAGGCCUCUGAGAUAAUGCAGAGGUCACAGGGCAAGAAGGAAAUACCUCAGGAGCCGCCUGAGCCCAUCAAGUCACCACCUGAGGAGGCCAAGCCUCCCAAGCAGAAGGACAAGCCUGUGUCAAAGAAGAGUAAGGAAGCGAAAGUCUCAAAGGACUCUAAAAACAACGAUAUCUACGACUUUGACAAGGAGUUUGGUGAUGGCUCUGAAAUCCUGGCUUAUGUGCCUCAGAGACAAGCAGCGAAGAAGGCUGCUGAGCACAUUAAGAGCGGCCUGGGCACUAAAUCCACUCAACCGGAAGCUGAAACUGCUGAAGUCAAGUCCAAGAAAGAAUCUCCAGACACAAAAUUCAAGAAAGACACGAAGAAGGACGAAUCCCCUAAGAAAGAGGAGGCGCCCAAGAAGAAAUUACCAGAAAAGGCGUCUUCCAGUACCAACAGUGACUCGAGCUCAAGCAGCAGUUGCAGUAGUUCCUCGGAGUCCAGCAGUGAUUCAGACGAUGGCAAGAGCAGAGCUGGUUCAGCAUCGUCGGCCAAGAAGAAAGACCAAAGCUCAUCGGCAACAUCAUCUGAGAGUGAUACGAGUAAUCAAUCUAAGAACAAAGUAAUGAACAAACGUACAGGUAAAGCAGUUAUGAGUGACGAUGCCGCGGAGGGGAUUGAUAAACGUGGUACAGUGGCUGGGCGGAAACUCAAGAAGCUGCCUGAUAAGAAGCUUAAAACUUCCGACGGGCGGCAUGGACUCGAGUUUCCACCGCCGCCUACUGAGAGAAAAGAAUCAGGUAGAACUGUCACCAAGGAUUCAAACCAGUCGCGGCAAUCGUCAUCCACACUCGCAUCAUCAUCAUCAUCAUCAGCAACACCCCCAGCAUCAAAGAAAACCGAUUCAACGAGAACGCCCGAUAUUACCAGUAAAAAGUCACUUCAAUCCCAAGGUAGUGUUAACCAAGGUGUGCUCAGUGGGUCUAGAGAUAAUGAUGGGCCAAGAAGUUUAUCUGGGCCCAAAUCAUCUAAAAAGACAUCACCAAUCAAGCCAGCCCAGCUGCAGCACCAGUCCUCCACGAAAAAUCGUAAAGAGGAGGAGCAGUCCAGCACGAGCAGUACACCAAGAGGCAAGUCCGGUGGUGAGGCAAGAAAGCGAAAAUCAAGUGAGGUCACUCAAAAAGAAGACAAAUCUGGUAAGAAUGCGGCUUCGGUCAAGAAAAAUGAGAAGAGGGUAAAUGAGAAGACAGUCGAGAAGGAGUCCCCUGAAAUUAUAGAAGUAAGACCUAAAGAAAUUGAGGAACUUCCUCUUGAGGUGGAGAUUAUUAAACCUAGUAAACCAGAGCCAAUACCUAAGCAACGUCCUGAGUCACCUAAGGAGGACAGAAGAACGAAGAAGGCUGGCAAUAAGAGUCCUAUGCACUUACUGCUGCUUGAGGAGGAGAUGAAACAACGACGGGCUGAACGCGAUAGUCCUAAGAAGUCCUCCAAGGGUCUUGACAAGUUUUUGGAGAAACGAGAACAUCUGGACAAGCUAUUCAAGGCUAAGGGGGUUGAGGCGAGGCACGAGAAGGAGCCGAGUGAAGAAGCACACAAGGAGGGUCACAAGGAUGUUCACAAAGAUGUUCACAAGGAUGCUCACAAAGAUCGCAAAGAUACUCACAAGGAGAAGCCCUCGAGGCUCGAGGAGAGGAGAUCGCAUGGCUCAGAGGGGCGUAAGAACCACACAAGUGAAGGUGUUCCAAAGAUCUCUGCAAUUUGUGAUAGUGAACACCCGGAGGAGCUUGUGAACGCCCUGAGAAGAAAGAGGGAUCACAAGGGUGAGUCUGAGCCUUGUGGGAUUCUCACCGUCGUUAUGGAGAAUCCACCGCUCGGUAAGGAGCAAGAGACCUUCCAAAAGCCCCAGACAGUCCCCGAGAAACAGGUACCAGACGUUCAGUUCGAGAAGGAGAUCCUCAAGCGACGAAAGUCCAUCAAUCGUUCCAUAUUUUCGCCUCAGCAUGGCCAGUGCAAGGACCCCAGUGUGUCUGAACUAUUCGACUUUGAUCAGGACAUCCUCAAUGACGACAUCAACGACGAUGGCUUCAGCAUACCCAGGGACCCUGAGGAGCGUCAAGCCCCUCUAACCUUCUCCUUCAACAACGAACUAUGGUUCAAGGAGGACACGAAAGAGGACAGCGCGAGAGAAACUCUCCACCUGGUCGAAAAACUCCGAAUGGAACUCUCGAAAAAAUCAAACACCAGUCAAUUUGAUUCAGAGCCUCCAACCACUGAGGAAGUGAAGAAAGAGGAGCCACCUCCAUCCAAAAAAUCUUCAGAAGCCCCUCCCAAGGAUCCGAAGCCCCAGGAAGUCGCGUUGCCCCCGGAGCCCCCACAAAAGCCCCGGGAGAUCCCUCAAAGCCCCGAAGAGACUCACAAAAACCACUCAAUCGAGGAAAAACGAAAAUCCUGUUAUCCAAACAACGCCGAGCCCUACGCGCCCUACCCCAACGACGACCUGGCGUCCGGUAAAGUCGCCAUUGCCGAGCGAGCAAAACUGGAUAGAGCGCAGGCAGACGAGAGAUGGGUGCCACCGAGUAUAGAGAACUUCAAUCCCAACGACGUACAGCAUCUCAGUCAACUGAUGGAGAGUCAAAACCACAGAUACUCACACGGAUUUCCCAAUGAUAUUACCUCGGUGAUGCCAGAGAACAAUGCUGACGCUCUGGUGCACCCUCAACUCAACCUCAACAUGCAGGAUCAGUAUCAAUUGAUGCAGCAGCAGCAGCACGCAAUGGUACGAGCCCAUUUGGAUCAGCAUCCAGAGUCAAGGCCAAUGCAGCAAUUACCGAUGAUGGAUCAGCAGUUGCCAGGUCCCAUGGUGGAGGAGAUGACGCCCAUGGAGAUGGUUAACAGACACCUGAUGGCACUGCCGAAUGCUGAGGACGAUCAGAACAGUGAGAUUGACAGGGGCCUCGAGAAGGAGGAUGCAUCGUCUGACAUAAGGCAGGACUACACCCAAAGCAGUUCCCCUUACAACGACAUCAACAACAGCAGGCAGGAUACCAGGUGGGCAGAGAGCCAGGUGUUGCCCUCGAGGAGAUCAACCUCCUCCUCGAUAACAUCUGCCUCGUCCACUGAGGAGCACGCGUCCAUACCACCCUACAAGAACAUGGCACCUCUGCCAUUUCCACCAGGUUCCAUGGAGGGAGGCCCCUACCAUCCCUACGCAGACUCGAGUGCCUACGCAGGUCCAGUCUCACUCUUUCCACCUCAAUCAUGUGCAGCACCACUCCCUUAUCCCUCUCCAGGCACGGGGAUGUUUCCUCCCGUCUUUGGCGCCCCCUUUCCAACCCCCCAGAGCUUACUACCUCACGUUCCCAAGCCCCUGGACGACUCCCUCAACAUGCAGGCCUCCCCCUGCACAGCAGCCUUCACCUCAUCCUCUCAUAACAUGGCACUAACAGCUGCCAUGGUAUCUCCACCCAAAAUCCCGACUCCACCGCCCACUGAACCUACUCAACCCACCCAACCCCCUCCCAGCCUUGAGCCUGCCGAGGAACAACCAACACCUGAGACCAUUCAGCCCCAGGUCACCUCCCCAGCGUUACCCAUGACUUACCCAAAUAACAUGCCUGAAGCUCAACAACUACCUGAACCGGUGGUUGAGAAUGUUCAACCACCAGAUCAGAAGGCCAGUCAGCCUGGCAAAAAGAGCCCCUCCAAGCCCACGAGAAUGUCAGCGAGAGUUGGCUCUCUGCAGGGUAAAUCUCCUGGCAAGUCCCCCAGGCAGGAGCCUGUCAAGCCCCCAACGACAAACAGGGGAAGACCUAGGGCACCAAAGGGCUCUCAGCAGGGCUAUCGGGGUCGAGGAAGGGGCAGGGGUCGGGGGAGAGGGCGAAACAGCCAGAAUGCAGCCAUCGCGAUCCUGCCAACCCUCAGCAAUACCAUUCACAGUGAUGACUCCAUCCAAAACAAACUCGUGGGCACUGUCUACGACUUUGACUCUGACGAGGACUCUACCAACGAAACCAACAUUGCUGACUUAAAGACCAUGAGGGAGAGGAAGAAGUCCACUGACGUCAGUGAAAAGCGUGAGUCGAGUAUUUUGAAGGAGGGGAUUCAGUCGUUGUCGAGUCCAAGUGUUCACAAGAAGUCUCCAGCUGUCUCUGAGUACAGCAACAUGACAGAGGCCACUGCUGUGGGCCAGGGCUUCACGGACACUGUGAUGCCUCUUCUUCCAGGUCCCGUUGAUAUGAGGACCUAUAACUCGACGACUGAGGGACAAACGUCAUCUCUUCAUGCUCAAACCUACGCGAAUCACAUCCUCGGGUCUUUCUCGGGUGUCUCCACAGAUCCGGCUUUACCAGACAUGGAGGACGAGCUGGCAGACGCCCUUCACCUGUCGAAGCCAGACGCCUCGAGCUCCAAGACCAGCUUCAAUGACCCAAGUAUGGAGAUGUCGUCGAGUGUCAGUGAUGGAAUAAAAAUGUCGUUAUCAGACUCCAGAAAUCAGCUCAAAGUCAAGAUCAAGGGCCCAUUCUUGGACGCCAACUAUGUGGCAGGAUCGUCAGUACCUCCACUGGCUCAGCAAGCCCCAGCGAUAAUUACGCCAUCAGCAACGAGUGCCUCGGGUAUCUCUGGCACCUCGAAUCUCCGAAGAAUGAGGAAGAAGGAAUUACUGAGGCAGUACUGCUCUCAGGCUGACAUGAACACUGAGGACUCUGGUAUUGGGAGUGUCACAGCUGCACCAAUUAACAUUCCACCGAUCAAUAGACCCGUAAUUACAGUACCUAAAGCAAUUAAAUCAGUGGCUGUAUUCCCGACCAGAGAAGAUUACAGGGCUGUGGUAGAUGCUAAUAGCACGGAGAAGAAGAGGAGAAAAGACCGGGGUGGAGGUUUUCCAGAGGCACCUGAGGACGAUGCGUCUGGUCGUAGGCCAAUUGGUGGCACUAAUACUGACAGACGUCGGGGCAGACAACCGAAGACACCAGCGGGGGUUGUCAACAGCGCACCACCAAAGCUUAAAAUCAAAAUUGGUAAUAGUAUCAUGGGACAGGAGAUGGGCACUGUGCAAGAGGAUAGAAGUAAGAUAAGGCCUCCGAAGAAGAGACUGAGCAACAUUCAAUCUAAACCGAGUAUUGAGGAGCUCAAGAGGGAGAGCAUGAAGUUCAGGAGGAUGAUAAUGGCUGGGUUUGAUGACGAUGAGAUGACUCAGGAGAAGAGCAAGAAGGAUAAGAAUGGAAAGAGGCGGAAGAAGCAGAAGGGCAAAGAGGGGAGGGUGCAGAUACUCGAGGGUGGCACAUCAACGACGAAGCUCAUUAUCAGACUCAGCAAGGGAACUGAGGCGCAUCACAAGACUCAGGAGGCGUCGGGCAGUGCUGCCAAUGAACGUGUCAGCCAGCCUGAGAAUCCGGAGAGUCGGGUGGGCCCUGGUGCUACUGAACCCUCCAAGAGUGAUCCCACUUAUCCAUCGGACAAUAGUGCAAGUGAAAAACAACCGGUUGAUCAGAACACUUCUAGCACAUCGGUUGGUAAUGUUAGGUCUGCCAAGGUAACGCCAAUCAGAUUAAAAUUAACAAGGUGCAAUCAGGGUUACGAGCUACAAGCGCCAGCUGGUACCAGUGGUGAGGGAACUGGUACAAGUGAUACUGUGACUAAUCCCGUUGAACAGGUAGCAACGGAUGCUGAUAAAAAUACUGGCGAUGGUGGGUGUGAGGAGACCAGUGGGGAGAAAAAGACUUCCAGUGAGGACGAUGUGAAAAUUAACAGUCAGACAACAACGGCGAGCCACAAUUCACCGGGUUGUCCAGCUGCAGCGCCUCUACCCCAAGGAUGCCAAGUUAGGUGAUAAUUAAUGAUAAUUGUAUAAAUACAGUAAUCAAUGGCUCUUAUUAGAUUUAUUUACUAUCAUUAUAAAUAAAAAAGAGAAGAAGUUUUUAGAUAUAUGUAUAUAUUAUAUAUAUAUCCGAGUAAUGUAUAUAUAAUAAUAUUCAUAUAUGUAUGAUAAAAGUAAUGUUUCAGUGUUGGACACGUAUACACAAACACAAUACACAAAGUGACUCGUUUUUAAGAAAACUAAAUGAAGGAAAACGAACUUUGCUCAGUUUUAAUUUUUUUUUUUUGUUUGUAAUGAUUCUCUCUCCAUUGUUCAAUUUCUUUUUUUUCUAAAUGUAAAUUAUUGAAUCUAUAUGUAAAUGAUCUGAGGGUGAAAGUGAAAUAAAUCACAAAGUGCCCCAACAAAUUCACCAUAAAUUUUAGUAUGUACAUUCUGUUUUCUUUUAUGUAAUCAUGAGGAAUUAAUGGUGAGUUUGGGUUGAGGUAUCACUCGUUGGUUUUUAUAGUUAUUGUGUUUUCACCUGGUUGACUUUUCUAGUGAAGUUUUUCUGCAUUUUCGGGUUUUAAUCAGCAAUUUUCGAUGAUUUUUUUCAAGUGCCAUCAUGGAAUUUUGACACUUGGUGUAGACAAUUAUGAUUUAUGAUCUUUUUCUAACGAACAUGCGAACUAAUCUGCUCAAUAGUAAUAACGAUUGAUACCUUGACCGAUCGCCCUGGGAAAUAUUGAAUUCCUAUCUUUGUACAAAAUUUAAAAAACAAGAAUAAUCACUGGUUAAGGCCCGUGUGUAUUAUCUUUCGAACGUGUUCUUGUUUUUUUUUUUAUUUUGAUAAUCUGAAAGGUUCUUCAAUUGCCAUUCAAUUUUGCAUACUCGUGGAUUCUUAAAAAAUUAUGAUUAAUUGAAAAAAAAACUGAACAUUUUUAAAGAGCAUUUUUUAAUAAUAUUG
Messenger RNA from Diachasma alloeum, 9487 nucleotides. RefSeq names its product PHD finger protein rhinoceros (gene rno). NCBI's taxonomy places the organism in Eukaryota, Metazoa, Arthropoda, Insecta, Hymenoptera, Braconidae. The transcript is spliced from 4 exons. The record is from RefSeq and is a predicted model, not a curated record. Gene Ontology annotation, biological process: regulation of transcription by RNA polymerase II. Bases 88 to 8556 code for a protein of 2822 amino acids.